AUGGCCUAUGUCAAUGUUUCAGAUGUUGGGGACUCUUCGGUAAGGGAUAUCAGGACUGUUAAGGAUUUUUCGGACAUCUUUCCUGAAGUGUUACCUGGGUUACCUCUAGAGCGUGAAGUGGAGUUUGGGAUUGAGCUCUUUUCUGGUACAGCUCCGUUGUCCAUCGCCCCUUACAGAAUGGCACCAAAGGAGCUGGUGAAGCUUAAGGCCCAGAUUCAAGAGUUAUUGGACCAUGAUGGUGGCUUGUUGGCUGUGCUUCAAGUUAAACCAGUAUGGAUGAAACAGAUUAAAAGUAAACAGUUGGAAGAUGAGUCAUUGGGUCUUAGGUUCCGUCAUAUCGAAAAUGGUAAUACUGUGGAUUUUGGACUGAACAGUGAAGGGGUUAAAGCGGAACACCAGUUGCCUUCUGGGUUACUUCAGUCAGUUAAGAUUCCGCUAUGGAAAUGGGAAAGAGUAACUAUGGACUUUGUGAGUGGGCUAUACCUAACGCCAUCUAAGAAAGAUUCAGUGUGGGUCAUUGUGGAUCGGUUGACCAAAACUGCUCAUUUCGUACCGGUUCGAACAAAUUAUUCAUUGAAGAAAGUGGCUAAGCUAUAUGUAUCUGAGAUAGUGAGACUACAUGGAGUACCAGUUUCCAUAAUUUCAGAAAGAGAUCAUCGCUUCACGUCUCGAUUUUGGAAGAAGUUACAUGAAGCUUUAGGCACACGGUUGGACUUCAGUAUUGCAUUCCAUCAUUAG
Messenger RNA from Gossypium arboreum, 738 nucleotides. RefSeq lists its product as uncharacterized. The record is from RefSeq and is a predicted model, not a curated record. Lineage: Eukaryota; Viridiplantae; Streptophyta; Magnoliopsida; Malvales; Malvaceae. Gene Ontology annotation, molecular function: nucleic acid binding. Gene Ontology annotation, biological process: DNA integration. Bases 1 to 738 code for a protein of 245 amino acids. The transcript is spliced from 3 exons.